Messenger RNA from Parasteatoda tepidariorum (common house spider), 1090 nucleotides. The record is from RefSeq and is a predicted model, not a curated record. Lineage: Eukaryota; Metazoa; Arthropoda; Arachnida; Araneae; Theridiidae.
GAAAUAGCCUAUCACCUACAGUAAAACACCUGUUGCGUUUGAUGAAAUAAAAAAGAUAUUUUUUGUUGAUUAAAAACACAUUUUAUCAAUUGCUGCCAACGUGUUCAAACUUUAUAAUUUAAUCAGAAUUUUAGCAUUCAGGAUGUUGUCUAUUUUAUUUACGGCUUUUUUACUGGUCUGCUCUAGCCAUGGUGACAAAGUGGACCUAGAUGGAGAUGCAAACAUUUAUGAAUAUGCUAAAAGUGCUGUAGAAGAAGUGAAACUACAUAAGUUAGCCUAUAAAUUGGGCAUCUCUCGAUCACACCCAAGCAUACUUCAGAGAGCUCAAAGUGUGUGUUACGAUGACUUGGGCUGUUUCGACAAGGAUGGUACCUUCAAGCACUUGAAAACACUUCCCGAACCUCCAGAAACAGUAAACACUAAGUUCUUACUGUAUACAAGAAAGAAUUUGGUUGUACCUCAAUUUUUAGAUUACAAGGAUGUGAGCACUGUUCUCAAAAGUAAUCUAAACCCUUCUCACCCUCUCAAGUUCAUAACACACGGUUUUGGUGGAAAAAACAAUUUAACAUGGGUGUGGAAUAUGAAAUCGGCCUUAUUAGAAGCGGAGGAAGUGAAUGUAAUUGUCAUCGACUGGAGUUUAGGUGCUCGAGUCCCUUACUACAUACAGGCAGCAGUCAAUACUGAAUUGGUAGGCGCAGAGGCAGCGGUUCUUUACUACAGGAUUAAGGACAAACUUGGAAUCCAAGAAAAAGAUCUCCAUCUCAUCGGUUUCAGUCUGGGUGCCCAUGUGGUUGGCUUCAUUGGAAAGAGAAUGCAAGAAUUACGCGGAACUAAGCCUGGAAGAAUUACAGGCUUAGAUCCAGCCAGCCCUCUAUUUGAAGAUGAAGACGAAAAUGUCCACUUAUCGAAGAAUGAUGCUGAAUUUGUAGACGUUGUGCAUACAAACGCUGAUCUUUUGAUGUACGGUGGUGUUGGUAUAGAAAAACCCAUAGGGCACGUUGAUUAUUAUCCAAAUGGUGGUAAAAGGCAACCUGGGUGCCCAAGUACUAUAAAAGGAAUUUUCUUCGAUAUUUUUAGUACUUAUUACUAA